CAAUAAUUGCCCUGCGAGUUUUGUGGAUGGUAAUGACAUACCUACACUCAACUGGAAUCUGGAAACUCAAACCUUGGCAUCCCAUUACAUUGUUUGACGCCGGAACAUCAUUUCAGAGGUGGGAAUCAGCACUGCGGAGCAGCUUCAAACGGUUCAAAGCCUAUAAAAAUUAUUCGCUUUUGAGCUGCGCUCCCGAACUAACCACGAAAGAACGCGGAGUUGAACGGUCGCAUUACUCGUAUAUUCAGUCCGCGAAAAGCGCAAACGAUCAAGUUUCCGCGAGCAUACCGCGAGCGUCUUUCUUACCUAACCGAGUUGGAUACCAAACAGAAACCAUGUGGGAACCGGAGGCAGUGUACUUGAUUUCAGCCGUGUUUGCCCUUGCCAUGUACUGGUGGUGGUGGUCCCGAAGGAAAAUUCUUGCAGCCGUCGCCAACAUGAACGGACCACCAGCUCUUCCAUUGAUUGGCCAUCUCUACAUAAUGGUGAAAUUUACAACAACAGAGGCAAUCUACCAUAACCUAAAAACGUUCGGUGACAAAUAUCCUUCGCCCCUGUGUAUCCAUUUAGGAACCUUGGUACACGUGUUCUUGUACAGCCCGGAAGAACUGCAAAUCAUGCUGAACUCACCAUUCUGCCUCAGCAAAUCAAUCCACUACAAAUUUCUUCGCGUUGAUGGAGGUAUCUUCGCUGCCCCUGGACACAUUUGGAAGGGUCAAAGAAAAUUACUUAACCUUUCGUUGGGACCAGCUAUACUCAACAGCUCCGUGGCAAUGUUUAACGAGAAGAGUGACAUUCUCAUCAAACGGCUGGAAGAAUACGCGGAUGGAAUAGAGCGUGACUACUAUCACGACAUCGCCAAAUGUACACUGGAUGUUAUUUACUACGCCGCGCUGGGCCUGGACUUCGACUUGCAGCGAACUCGAACCGGAGAUUAUUAUUUGAGUAUGCAAGACGAAUUCAUCGAUAUUGUGGCGAAAAGAAUUUUUUCACCAUCUCUGUAUCCAGAGUUCACCUACCGGAUGACUAAAUCGUAUAAAAGGGAACAACAAUUACUCAACGAAGCACGGGUGCUAACGAAACGAAUAAUGCAAGAACGCAAAGUGAACGAGAGGCUAUCAUCGAAAAAAGGUUCAAAGGAAUCUACUAGGACGGAAAUUGAUGGCAAAAUACCACUGAAUUUUCUGGAUGCGCUAUUGGAACUUGCUCGAGAUAACAAACACCUAACUCAGGAGGCCAUCAUUCAACACUUGGAUACAAUAAUAUUUGCUGGCAGUGACACAACGGCAACUACGAUGAGCAGCCUACUGCUAAUGCUUGCAAUUCACCCAGAUGUUCAGGAACGGGUCUACCAAGAAGUCAUGGAAGCCUGUCCCGACAAAGACCAGUCAGUGUCAUUGGAAGACCUGUCAAAACUCACCUACACUGAAAUGGUGUGUAAGGAGACGAUGCGAUUGUUCCCGGUUGCUCCAAUAGUAGCCAGAAUAUCGACACAGGACAUUAAACUUAACGAUCGUAACACUAUUCCCGCCAAGUCAGUGAUUGUAGGUGCCAUCUACCAGGUUCAAAGGGACCCGAAAAUAUGGGGCCCCGAUGCACACCUAUUCAAUCCAGAUCACUUCUUACCGGAAAACGCAUCCCAGAGGCAUCCCUAUGCUUAUAUUCCCUUCAGUGGUGGAAUUCGAAACUGUUUGGGUAUACGAUACGCGUGGGUUUUGAUGAAAAUCAUGAUAGUUCAUCUGAUAAGGAAGUAUCAAUUUAAAACGUCGCUUCGGAUGGAUUCGAUCAAUAUAAAAUAUUCGAUCAUCUUAAAGAUCACAAACGGAUGCUUGGUCAGUCUGGAAAAACAAGCACAUCACAGUUUUUCCGAAUACUAUUUACUAUCAAGCGUGCACCAUAGGAGCAACAUGUUCGGUCUUUUGUUCACAUUGUUCUUGAUCACGACACUUUCUUACUACUAUCAUUUCCGGAGGUCGCGAAAGCGAUUGUACGAAUUGGCGGCCAAGCUUCCAGGACCGUUAGAUUUGCCAUUGAUCGGCAUCACGCACUUGGCCUUCCGAGGAAGCCCAACGGAAACAUUCGACCAUUUGCUUCAGUACUUGCACAAAUUACCGUCACCGAUGCGGGCAUGGUGCGGACCAUUGCUCUUUGUUGUCGUAGAUCAACCGGAGCAUCUAGCUAUCGUCCUGAACUCACAGGACUGCAUCAAACGAGCGAGUGUAUACCAGUUCAUAGGACUUGAAAAGGGAGUGUUCAAUGCAGCGCCGGACCUGUGGAGAAAACUUCGGAAGCAGCUCAAUCCUUCGUUUGCUGUUCCUGCCUUGAAAAGCUUUGCGCCCACAUUUAACGAAAAAGCUGAUUUACUGGUGAAGAAUUUGGAGUGCAUGGUCGGAGAGAAACCAUUCGAUCUUUUAUAUCAGGCGAGUGAAUAUAUGCUCGCGACGAGUGCGAUCAAUUCGUUGGGAUUGGAUAUGGACGAUGACAUUAAUUACAAGCAACGCUAUUUGAAGAACACUGAACGAUUGUUCACACUCGUAAUGAAUCGCAUUUUCAAGGCCUGGCUGUAUCCGGAAUGUAUCUAUAGACUAACAUCCAGUUACCGGGAGGAGAUGAAUCGCCGUGACAUGCUUCAGGAAGUGUCGAAAAAGGUGUUCGCAAUGCGUAAAGAGGCUAAACGGAAGGAGUCGCGAUCAGCGACAAGUACCGACCGAGAUGAGAACAAUUUCCGCCGUCCACAGAUUUUCAUCGAUAAACUGGAGUGUAUUGCCGACGAAAUGGGAAUUCUGGACGAGGAUGGCGUGAUACAAAACUUGGUCACCUUUAUAUUCGCCAGCAACGAUACGACGUCAUCCGCCAUGGCUACAACUGUGCUUAUGCUGGCAAUGCAUCCGAAAGUGCAAGAAAGGGUCUUCCAGGAAGUUAUCAGUAAUGUUCCAGGUUCUUACAUCGAUUAUGACGAUUUACCGAAACUUGCCUAUUUGGAAAUGGUUAUCAAGGAGGCGAUCCGUCUGUUCCCUAUUGUACCAGCAAUUGGACGCCUGUGCGAGAAAGAAUUACAAAUUGGCGAGUUCAUAAUUCCAGCAAACGCUCAAAUUGUGAUUCCGGUAAUAAAGAUCAAUCGGAAUAAAAACGUCUGGGGUGAAAUGUCUGAUCAAUUCGAUCCGGAAAAUUUCUCUGAAGAGAAAUGUGCAAAGCGACACCCACACGCUUAUCUUAGCUUCAGUGGGGGGAUUAGAAACUGUAUAGGUAUCAAGUAUGCAAUGAUAGCCAUGAAAAUCGGUCUUGUCAAACUUAUAAAGAGCUAUGUAUUUUCAACUGACUUGUCGUUGGCUGAUGUUAAGUUUCAUUUUUCGAUUGUGCGACGUAUUUCGAACGGAUUGGUGAAACUAGAAAAGCGUGAAAAACAAGCAUCACUUAGUUGAGUGCGAAAAAUCAAUAAGUGAAUUUGAGUAGUUCAGACCUUUCUGCAGACAACAUGGCAAUCAAAAAAUGAUACUCCUAGAAUGUAAGUCGCAAAAUGUAAACAAAGCAGGUUUUUAUUGCAGGUGAUUUAAAGCAAUGUAUUAAACCUACUAAUUUCAUUCAA
Topomyia yanbarensis is the source of this 3586-nucleotide messenger RNA. RefSeq lists its product as uncharacterized. Lineage: Eukaryota; Metazoa; Arthropoda; Insecta; Diptera; Culicidae. The coding region runs from base 27 to 3422 and encodes 1131 amino acids. The record is from RefSeq and is a predicted model, not a curated record. The transcript is spliced from 9 exons. Gene Ontology annotation, molecular function: heme binding; monooxygenase activity; oxidoreductase activity, acting on paired donors, with incorporation or reduction of molecular oxygen.